Molecule: messenger RNA, 2047 nt
Organism: Danio aesculapii
Lineage: Eukaryota; Metazoa; Chordata; Actinopteri; Cypriniformes; Danionidae
Product: macrophage mannose receptor 1-like
Exons: 3
Coding region: 1-747 (248 amino acids)
Source: RefSeq, a predicted model, not a curated record
AUGGCCCAAGUUCUAGAUUUCCUCCUCCUCAUUGCUCUCUGCUCCAUAUCUGAAUGUGUUCAGCAUCAGUAUCACUUUAUAAAUGAGAAGAAGGAAUGGGCUGAUGCUCAGAGUUACUGCAGAGAGAAAUACACAGAUCUGGCCACUGUUGACAACAUGAACGACACAAAUGAGCUGAUGAAGAGUGUGAAUGAUGGAGGUAAUCAGUAUGUCUGGAUUGGUCUGCAGAGGAAAUGGCAGUGGUCUUCAGGUGAACCUGCACUCUUUCUGAACUGGGGAAAUAAACAACCAGAUGGCAAAGAUGAGUGUGCUUUUAUGAGAAAUGGUCAAUGGGAAGAUGGGAAAUGUAGUGACCCCUGGAUAUUUGUCUGCUACAACAAUAAACUGAUUGUGAUCCAGCAGAAUCUGUCGUGGUCUGAAGCUCUGAGAUACUGCAGACAGAAUCAUGUGGAUCUGGUCUCGGUUCAGUCAGUGGAGAUGCAGCAUCGUGUGAUGAACGUGGUUAAACUGGCGUCUACUGAGGCGGUGUGGUUGGGUUUACGUCACUCCUGCGCUUUGGGCAUCUGGUUCUGGGUGAGUGGAGAGACCGUGUGCUAUCAGAACUGGGCUCCAGGGAACGGCACAUCAGAGGAGGACUGUGAGCCCACAGUGAGAUCUGGAGCAGUUCAGUAUGGAGGAGAUCAGACCUGGAUCAGCCGUCCUGAAACUGACCGACUCAACUUCAUCUGCAGAAAUUAUUAUUUGUGAAGGACCUGAUGAUGUUUCUGUUCAAAAGCAUGAAUGUUUCAAGAUCUUGUAUUGUUUUAAAUGUUUCUAUCUAGAUAAUCGAAUCAAUAUUUUUCAUAUUAAAUGUAACAUUUUUAUUUAUUUUAAAUUGCUAGUAUAUUAUAAUGUUUAAAGACUCCAUGAAACUCAACUCAAUUUCAGUCUUUGCUUUUAAGCAAUAGUUUACCCAAAGCUUAAAAAUGACCACAUAAUUUACCCACCGUCAUGCCAUCCUCAACGUAUAUGGCCUUUUUCUGUCAGACAAACACAGUUUAAACUAACCGAUUUAUCUCCAGGGGGUUAACACAUGUCUUAUGAAGCAGAUUCACGUGUUUUUGUAUCAAAGAUAUUUCCAAUUAUUCAAUUAUAAACUCUGAUCAAUGUACAUUUUGCAUGACUGACAUAUACAACAAAUGAUGUAAGGCAAAUUCAUAAAUGAAUUACUGGAAAUAGACCUUGCAGGAUCCACUUACCACAUAGUUUGUUUAUCACAGAAGUCAACAACAAACAAGAAAACUAGUUGGCCUGGCCUUACUGUAUGAUGUCACACAGUACAUUAUUCUUACAAUCUGUCCGAUGUCUUAUACAUCAGUCGCGCAUAAUGUGCAUUCGGCCUCCACCGUAAGUUGUGAAUUAUUUGUAUUAAAUAUUUUUGAAAACACAUGAAUCUGCUUCAGAAGAGGCAGGAUAUUGUGUGUUCACCUGAGUGAAGAAAGAAUGGUUUGAGGGUGAGUACAUUAAGGGCUAGUUUUCUUCUUUGGGUGAUCUAUAACUUUGUUACAUGAAACAAUCCAAUGUACAUGUGUUGAAUUAGGAAAGAAUUUAAAAUUGUGGCAUUAAUUAUAUUGACUGCUUAAAAGAAAAAUAAAUUGACUGUUGAUUUCAUGGGAUCUUGGUGUUCUGGUGGUGUAGGGAUUUUCUUUAAUCAUAUUGUUACAGAUUACUAAGGCUGUCCCUGUGUAAAGGUGCGGUCACACUAGAAUUUGAGCUUGCGAAAUUUUGUUGUACGGCGCUGUGAAAAGGGACGGAAUUAAACAAGAUGAUAAGACAUUUAAAAAUUAAGAGCUAUUAUGCCGCCUUUCCACUGCACACGACUGUCGGAGUACGCCCCCUUGUGGCAGUCGCACAGAAUUUUCAGUUCUGACAUGCACCAUGGGAGAGAAGCUGUUCUCGCAGCGUCCGAAAUAAAGGAGUGCAAAAGCAAGAGCCAUUAUUCUCUGCGUUCACAGUGGUUGAAAGAAUGAAUGAUUACUAUAAACUCAUAGACCGCUAAAAAUAUUGG